Messenger RNA from Helianthus annuus (common sunflower), 552 nucleotides. RefSeq lists its product as uncharacterized. Gene Ontology annotation, molecular function: nucleic acid binding. The record is from RefSeq and is a predicted model, not a curated record. NCBI's taxonomy places the organism in Eukaryota, Viridiplantae, Streptophyta, Magnoliopsida, Asterales, Asteraceae. The transcript has 2 exons. Bases 1 to 552 code for a protein of 183 amino acids.
AUGGAGAAGGCGUUAGAGCGUUAUGGAGUUACUCACCGUUUGUCUACCGCAUAUCAUCCACAAACAAACGUUCAAGUAGAAAACGCGAAUAGGGGAGUGAAGAGAAUUCUUGAGAAAAUGCACCGAGCGCUUUGGGCUCUUAAAACCGUCAAUCUUGAUCUUACUCCCGCGGCUAGGAGGAGGUACUUCCAAAUCCAUGAAUUAGAGGCCCUUAGAGAUGCGGCGUAUGAGCGUUCUUCGAAUGUUAAAGAGAAAACGAAAGCGUUGCAUGAUAGGGGGUUAAAGGAUUUGAAGGAGUUUAAAGUUGGUGAUAAAGUGUUUCUCUAUAAUUCAAGGUUCAAAUUAUUUCCCAGAAAAUUGAAGUCGAAAUGGACGGGACCUUAUGUGGUGAAGGAGGUGUUCCCGUACGGCGCGAUUGAGUUGUUUGAUGAAGUUACAAAGGGAUCUUGGAAGGUGAAUGGCCAUAGAUUGAAGCAUUACUUAGCUGGCCCGAUUGACAAGACCGAGAGGGAGGAAACUCCUCUCGAAGACAUUCCAAAUACCACCAUUUAG